Molecule: messenger RNA, 1236 nt
Organism: Fusarium pseudograminearum CS3096
Lineage: Eukaryota; Fungi; Ascomycota; Sordariomycetes; Hypocreales; Nectriaceae
Exons: 2
Coding region: 1-1236 (411 amino acids)
Source: RefSeq, a predicted model, not a curated record
AUGGAAUCAAUUGUUGUCCAGGCGUGGGUGGAACAGACACCGACACGUGCUCGCGUUGAUUUGAUAAGAGCUGAAGAGGAUAUUGAGGAUGUGUCUAAUGACCCCCAAGAUCCAUUUACUACUGCACCCUCAGACUAUUCAUAUCCUGCUGUACUGGGAAGCAGCGCUGGAUUUUCGGUUCCUUUCGGGUUCCCACCACCAGCAACUAUAACUUCACGCUCAAGAAGUGCUUCGCCGACCAAGAAGUUCAGGAAAACAGCUGAUCUUUUGAAUCUUAUGCCACCAGUUCGAUUCAAUACAGUGAGCGACUUCGAGCCAUAUGUCCCGGACGAUGCCCGUAAACUUGUCAGAUCGCUCUCCGCAGUGGAGGCUAAAGAGGGCAUCCUGCCAGCAUCACUUCAAAAUCAUAAAUUACUACAAAGUUCCAAAAUUCGACCUUAUUCGUGGCAGCCAUUAAAGUCCUCGGACGAGGAAGAUGAUGUUAUUAGCCUGCAAAGGGGCCUCGCUCACCUCCAGAGCGUCGUGGAUGAUUCUAUUACUUCUCGCAAUCUCUUCCGGUCUGAAGCUGCUUGGAACUGUCUGGUCCACACACCUCUUCUCAAACACACCAUCUCUGAGUAUGAUUUUCUCAAGGUCGAGCCCAUUACUUCAGCUGGUAUUGCCCCAUCCUUUCGGCCCCUACAGCGGAACGGCCGCUACAUAUUUUCCCAAACAGGCGCAUCAAGUGUGAGUACUGUAUCUGAGCAAGAUGAUGUAUCAUCUUACAGUCGGACAAGCGCCGCUGCUUUAUCAGUCAAUAAGAUGGUUGACUUUGCGCUGGUACUAGAGCCGAAAGAUGAGCUGAAAACGGCCAUAGACGAAUUUUUGGACGCACAGCCAGUAGGGGACAACACUAUCACCCAGACUUUAUAUGAGCCUCUUCGCACAAGGCCUGCUUGCAUCUUUAUCGAAACCAAGAUUGCAUCUGGCAAUAUUGAUGCUGCCAAUUGUCAGCUCGGUGUUUGGGUAGCCGCCUGGCAUGAACGUAUGCGAAGCAUUAUCAAAAUGGGUGACAGUCAUGAAAGAGUCUUGACCAUACCUGUCAUCCAGGUUGUUAGCAGCAUCUGGACGAUUCUUUUCGUUGUAGAUACCGGGUCGGAUAUUGUGAAACGGAUAGCAUUGUUGGAGUUUAUCAGUUACAGGCCGCCAUCGAUGCUCUUGCUUCCUGGUCUCAAGGAACAUAUGAACCCUGGCUAA